This is a messenger RNA of Perca flavescens (yellow perch), 1508 nucleotides long. RefSeq names its product glycylpeptide N-tetradecanoyltransferase 1-like. Gene Ontology annotation, molecular function: glycylpeptide N-tetradecanoyltransferase activity. The coding region runs from base 59 to 1405 and encodes 448 amino acids. The transcript has 12 exons. NCBI's taxonomy places the organism in Eukaryota, Metazoa, Chordata, Actinopteri, Perciformes, Percidae. The record is from RefSeq and is a predicted model, not a curated record. Gene Ontology annotation, cellular component: cytoplasm. Gene Ontology annotation, biological process: N-terminal peptidyl-glycine N-myristoylation.
UUCACCCUCAGCUUCAAGCUUGUUCACAAUUAGUGAUUCAAACUUGCUUGAUAAGAAAAUGACAGAGGUCGGGAGUCUAAAAGGGAGCAAAAAGAAGCAAAAGAAGGAAGAUGCCUGGAAACCAGAGGGACCCAUGGACCCAUUUGCUAUGUUGGACUCCCUUCCUGAGACGAAGCAGCAGGAGAUCCAGAAAGCCCUCCACCUCUUCUCCUUGGGCCGGAGUCUGCCCAAGACCCUGCAGCAAGCCAAAAAACACAUGUACCAUUUCUGGGACACACAGCCUGUCCCCAAACUGGGGGACAGCAUUGUGACUCAUGGCCCAAUAGUGGAGGGUGAAGCCAGUGUCCGUAAGGAGCCCUACUCUCUACCUCAAGGUUUCUCCUGGGACACUCUGGACCUGAGCAGCCCUACGGUGUUGAAGGAGCUGUGCACUCUGCUCACUGAGAACUACGUGGAGGAGGAUGACAACACUAUCAGAUUGGAGUUCUCGCUGGAGUAUCUGCAAUGGGCUUUACAACCUCCCAACUGGCUGGCCCAGUGGAACUGUGGUGUGCGAGUAGACGGCAAUAACAAGUUAGUCGGCUUCAUUGCUGCUCUUCCCGCAGAUGUCCGCAUAUAUGAGACGGAGAAGCGCAUGGUACAGGUCAAGUUCCUGUGUGUUCAUAAGAAGCUACGCCUCAAGCGGAUGACUCCAGUUCUGAUCCGAGAGCUCGCCAGACGGGUCAACCGGCAGGGCCUCCACCAAGCUGUCUACACAGCUGGCAUAGUGCUGCCCACACCAAUGAGCUCCUGCAGGUGCUGGCAUCGCCUUCUGAAUCCCCGAAAGCUGACGGAGGUGAGCUACCCAUGCCUGAGACAGAACAUGAACCUGCAGAGAGCUCUCAAAUUCAACCGUCUGCCUGAGGUGACAAAGACACCAGGUCUGCGCCCUAUGACUAAAGAAGAUGUUGUGGGGAUACACUCACUACUGCGGGCAAACCUGCGCAAGUUUUACCUCAGCCCCGUGUCGUCUUUACAGGAAAUAGAGCACUGGCUGUUACCAAGGGGGAAUGUGAUUGACACCUAUGUUGUGGAGGGUGAUGAUGGCACACUGACAGACGUGGUGAGUUUCUACAGCGUCUCCUCCAGGGUGCUGAAUCACCCUGUCCACACCGGACUGAGAGAAGCUCAUCUCUUUUACGUUGUCUCUACCGCCACCGACUCAGUGGACCUCAUGGAGGACACACUGGUCCUCGCUAAAUCCAAAGGUUUUGAUGUCUUCUCUGCUCUCGAAGUGAUGGAUAACAGGAGUUUCCUGGAGAAGCUCAGGUUCAGCAUCAGUGACAAGAGGCUUCAUUACUACCUGUACAACUGGAUGUGUCCUAAAAUGAGCCCAGACAAGGUGGGCUUGGUGUUACCAAACUAACCUGCCACUGAAAGAAGACGAAGAGUGGUGAAGAAAAAAGGACCGGACUGUCUGGCACUGAUGGUGGAUAUUAAACCGCAUCACCAGCAUGCAUUUGGGUUUU